Messenger RNA from Tripterygium wilfordii, 516 nucleotides. RefSeq names its product blue copper protein 1a-like. Lineage: Eukaryota; Viridiplantae; Streptophyta; Magnoliopsida; Celastrales; Celastraceae. The record is from RefSeq and is a predicted model, not a curated record. The coding region runs from base 1 to 477 and encodes 158 amino acids. The transcript is spliced from 2 exons. Gene Ontology annotation, molecular function: electron transfer activity. Gene Ontology annotation, cellular component: plasma membrane.
AUGGCCUCUUCCCAACUCUUCUUCGCCAUCAUUGCCAUUGUCAUUGUUCCAUCGGUUUUAGCAACUGACUUUAUCGUUGGGGACGAUGGUGGCUGGAGGAAUAACUUCGAUUACCAAGCUUGGGCUAACGGGAAGGAGUUUCGCGUUGGCGACAAACUUGUUUUCAAAUAUUCAGAAGGAGUGCACACUGUUCGUAAGGUUAAUGGAACUGGGUUCCAGGAUUGCACUGCACCAGCUAGCGCUGAAGCGCUAACUAGUGGUAACGACGUAGUGACAUUGAUUAGCCCUGGAAGGAAAUGGUACAUUUGUGGUGUGGGCAAGCAUUGUGAGGUAGGAAAACAAAAGCUGGCCAUCACUGUGCUACCAUCGGAGGGAGCCCCAGCAUCUUCUCCAAUCCCCACUUCAGAUGCUUCAUUGAAAUUCCAUGUGUGGACGGUGCCCAUGAUUGCUACUCUUGUCAGGAUGUUGUUUUCCUAAUUAUGGGUUGUCAAUUCACUGUUUUAUUGUUGGUUUCCG